Molecule: messenger RNA, 2428 nt
Organism: Saccostrea cuccullata (small rock oyster)
Lineage: Eukaryota; Metazoa; Mollusca; Bivalvia; Ostreida; Ostreidae
Exons: 7
Coding region: 4-2355 (783 amino acids)
Biological process (GO): interstrand cross-link repair
Cellular component (GO): nucleoplasm; Fanconi anaemia nuclear complex
Source: RefSeq, a predicted model, not a curated record
UCAAUGUCUCAAUCAUCAAUUGCAGCCUUUCAUUCCUGUAUACCUACAAAUGUUAAUAUAUACAGAAACGUAGCAUUAGAGGCCAUUGUUCGGAUACCAAAUAAAGUAAAAAGCUUCUCAAUAACACCAAUCAAUGACUCUGAAGCAGGUGGGUGGAUCUUACUUCUGGGGUCAGUCACUGGACAAAUUUAUAGAACAAAUCUUUCAGAGUUCAAGACACAGUAUGAAAAAGCACAGGCCAAUUUCCAGACUUCUUUAGAGAACCAGCAAAUCUUUACUGACCUGCUAGAUUCCUCCUCUCCAGUUUGUGAAGCUACUGAGGGACCCACUGCUGUCACCCCUGAUACUUUUGUUUAUACUCUAACAUCAUCUCACAUCAUUCUAUCCCUGAGGUGUCCAGUUCUAGAUGUCUGUCAGUCUAUGGGAUUCAUCUUCACAGUCACCAAGGAUGAUAACUGUGUAAAAGUGCACUCAUACCCGAGUGAACUAAGUCAUAGCUUGGCUGAGCCUCUCACUGAAAACGUACUGGAAUUUCCAGUCCACAUGAAGAACUCCAGCUGUAAGCUGUUUAUUUUGACAUGUGAUUUGAUUAAUGGUUCAGAUAGAAGGAAAAGUAGUUCUACUCUAUAUAUAUCAUGUGAACUUUUUAAAAGUAUUUGUGGUGAGGUAGUACCACUGUGCAAUUCCCCAAUUUUACUCCUUACAUUAGCAGAAGGAUCAGUGUAUUACAGUCCCAUGAAGAGUAACAUUUUAUCCUCACAGCUCUCGCCUUUCUUACUCUUAUACCCAACCAGUAAACCUGUAGUAAGAAUUCAAUCAGGUAACUUGACUUUCAGAGAAAAGAACACACCAGAUUCUGAUGCUCGUGUAGACCAAAAGGUGAUCAACUGUCUUGUUAUGUGCUCCUCAAAUGGGGAUUGUGCUGUUCUGACACACAGUGAAAAAUUUGGAGCAGCCUUUGCUCCCUUUACUGUUCCUAGUUCAGUUGUAGAUUUUAGGAUUACUGGAUGUAAGAUGUACAUCAGCAGUGGCGAAGAUCUCUUUGUAACUGAUGUUAUGUUCUCUGAUGAUAAUGACAAGUGUGAAGUGGAAGUCCAAAAUUUGUUGAGCUUGAAAUUUGCUUGUGCAAAGGAGAUUCAUUGUGUACCUGAUUUCACUGCUGUCGAAGAGAUUGCUACUCACAUAUUAUGCAGAACAAAAUUAGGAAGAGUGUCUGUGAUAGAUGUCAACUCACGAUUAAAACAAACCACCGUCAAUAGAGCAACAAAACAGGGUCAGCAUAUCAAGGAACUCCUCACUGCUAUUGAGAACUGUCACCUCCAAACCCAGGGGCUAAUCACCAAAGAAGAAAGACAGCAGGAGUUCAUCUCACAAUUAAACUUAGCCUCACAUCUUGUAAGGGACAAAGCUUUAUUAAAGUGUGAGUGUGUGGUACUGCAGCAAGUGAGGGGUACCGAUUUCUUUUUAUCUUGUAAAGUGACCAAUCAGAGUGGCUUAAAGUUGUCAUGUGACUGGAGUUUGCUUGUGAAUGUUCAUCAGUCUAAUCCAAAUCAAACAACAUCUGCAAAUGAACGCGUAGACAGAGGUGUUAGAAACAGUGAUAGUGUUCUCAUUCAAGUUAAUCUGCCAUCUCAAAACACAAACAAUCAUUACAAUGUUACUGUAACUCUUUGUCUUCAUUUUCCAAAUGACCUUGAAAAUUUACCAGAAGAGAAAAGUAGCUCACUGUUAUCCAUCUUAAUUCAUCAAGAAAUACUUGACAUCUUCAAUUUUCUUAAUGAUGAAAAAUGUCUUUAUCAGAAAACUUGCCAGACAAGGUUAACGUUGCAUGCUUCAAUUUGGGAGAUGGCAUUAAGUCGCCCUGCAGCAAGUACAAUGCAAACCAAAUGUCCAGCGAAGAUGGAGGAAGACCAGUUGUCUGAAGUUCAUCUACUUAUACCUGACUCUCUACUGAAAAUUCCUGAAAUCUCAGCUCAUGGCCAAGGUAUGGAUGCUGUUUUGAGGUUUUUAACACAACCUUGUCAACACCAAGUAGAUGUUUUGAACCAGGAAGUGAGAUUAGUGGACCCCUCAGGAGAGCUGGUGAGGCUAUCUGUGGAGAUUCUGGACACUGGGGUAGACAGGCCGUCACUUAAAAUCAGCAUCUCUACAAGACGGAUCACUUUAGCGGCAGCAGUCAGGGAAGCUGUCUCCAGACGUUUACAGGAUGCAGAAAAGAAGAAUGGAAACUCUAAAGAAUGCUUACUGAAGGGUACUUUGCCAUCCCAUGAAAUUCCUAGUGCCUCUUUUUCUUCCAUGACAAAGAAGGGUGUUAUUGAAAUGUACAGACAGUUACGAUGUGUAUCUAAUAAUUAAAACAGAGAAAAAUUUCACAGUGUUCCAAGUAAAUCAGAAGAAAAAUGGAGCUAGCUGCUUGCUUGUAAGGCAU